UUGCAUAAAUUAUGUUCAUGACGUAGUGCAAAAGGACAAUUUUGGGGCAAUUUGUCCGACUUUACAGCUCUGGGGGGAUUCCUUGAGACACCUGGAGGAUUUCUGAUGGUGUGAACUGUUGCAGAAAGGGCACCGUCAUUAAAUAUUAAGGCAGAGGAGAUCCUAACAUUGCAGCCCUCCUUAUCAAUGCAAAUAGCUCUCUUUUGUGUGCAGUCACAGCGCCUGUCUGGGAGCUGAGAUGAAUUUCUAAUGAUGGGUGACUGAAACAAACUGUGACAGGGAGCAUUUUAAGAGCGGCGGAUUACGGGAAAUAAGCUGCAUUUCCGCGGAUGCCUGCAAGACAUUAUCUAAGUUGGUGCAGCAAGCCAUGAACUCCCAGGAUCCUGCCCAAGAUGCCCCGCUCACUGUCAAUGAGCAGGUUAUUGUUAUGUCCGGUCAGGAGACAAUUCGUGUACUAGAAGUCGAGGUUGACGCAUCUCUGCCGUCUUCGGUACCGGAUGGGAAGAAUGAGAGCAAAAUUGCUGAGGAGGAAAUGGCUCAGUGUGCAGAGAAAGCUGAAGCUGCCAGCACCCAGAGCAGCCCCACAGCGCCCCACAGCACUGGGACGCAGAUCGGAGAGCAGCAGGGAGCGUCUGCUGAUGCAUCGGCUGCUGCUGUCCAAACAGUGAAUCCUGCAGUUCCGCUCAGCGUUUCCAUUGCCCAACCCCAGGCCACCAUGCCCAUUACAGUACAAGGUUGUCCACAGGUUCUGACCCAGGAAAGCCUGGCCACUUUGAUGACUGGUAUGAUGGCUCAGACGGGUUCACUGGGUCAACCUCUGCUUAUCCCCCUCAACAUGGCCGGUUCCAUCGCCGGCCAGGGCGGAUUAGCGGUUCUCACUCUGCCAACCACCAGCGUAGCCACUCUCCCUGGCCUCACAGCCGCAAACCCAGCUGGGAACCUCCUCAAGCUGCCCUUUGCUGGCCUACAGGCUGCAACAGUUCUGAACUCAGUCCAGCAGCCCCAGCUGCAGGCGAACACACAGGCAAUGUUCCAGCCUCAAGCAGCGCCGGUGCAGACGUCUGUGCAGCAGGUGCCUCCUCAGCAAACUCAAGUCACCAACGCACAGGUCACUUCCGCCCAGGUGACAGCCGCCCAGGUGACCUCUGUGGCCAACGCCAUCUCCCAACCCAACAUUUCUGUGGCAGCACUUCAGACAGCAGGACUGUCCAUCAACCCAGCCAUUAUAAGUGCUGCUUCUUUGGGUGCACAGCCUCAUUUCCUCAGUUCUCUCACAUCACCCAUCAUCAACAGCCCCAUGCCCAGUAUGGCUGGCAUCACCAGCCAGAUCAUCACAAACGCCCAGGGUCAGGUGAUAGGAACUCUCCCGCUGCUGUUGAACCCAGCGUCUCUGGCUGGAGGGACCGCAGCUCCCUCUCUGCCCCUGCAGGGUCUGCAGGUCCAGACCAUCCCACAGCUGCUCCUCAACACCCAGGGCCAAAUUAUCGCAACUGUGGGAAACGGACCUGCUGCCGUUGCAACUUCUGCUGCAGUUCUGCCCAAAACUACAGCUCCUACUACAGUUAACAAACCAAACGCUCAGCCGUCUGCACUGAAGAACUCGACCGCACUCACCUCAGCAGCACCCAUCGUGGGACACAUGGCCAAAGUGGGGCAGCUUGUCAGCAAGCCUCAGCAGGGAGUCAGCAGCGAGGAAGGGAUUAAUUUGGAGGAAAUCCGAGAGUUUGCCAAGAACUUCAAGAUCCGUCGGCUGUCGCUGGGCCUCACGCAGACACAAGUCGGGCAGGCCCUCACUGCGACGGAGGGUCCGGCGUACAGCCAGUCUGCCAUUUGCAGGUUUGAAAAGCUUGACAUCACCCCCAAGAGCGCUCAGAAGCUAAAACCGGUUUUAGAGAAGUGGCUGGCUGAGGCCGAGCACUGGAACCAGAAAGGCCAGCAGAACCUAAUGGAGUUCGUUGGCGGCGAACCGUCCAAAAAGCGCAAACGCCGCACCAGUUUUACGCCGCAGGCGAUCGAGGUCCUUAACUCCUACUUUGAGAAGAACGCUCUGCCUACAGGGCAGGAAAUUACAGAGAUCGCAAAACUGAAUUAUGACAGAGAGGUGGUCCGGGUCUGGUUCUGCAACAGACGACAGACACUGAAGAACACAAGCAAGAUCAACGUCUUCCAGGUUUAGGAGCAACCUCAUUCUCAUCUUCAUUAGGGUGGGUGGAAAAUUGAAUUAGUUUUUUUUUUUUUUUUUAAAUCAAGAACAUUGUAAAGUUGUGUAUGAAAAACGAGUUAGAACUGUGUUCUCAAGUUGUGUAUGUAAACACAGUUGGUGCAUACUCAGUUACACUGCAUGGUCCUUUUGUUUUACAGUUUUACACUGCAAAACCCCACCAAGUAAUUUUAGUCUAGUUUCUGAUGCAAAUGUAUCAGUACAUUUAAUAAGACAAAAUAACUUUUCAGCUAGACAUACAAGGUUUUACUUGUACAUUGGCAGAUUAUUUCACUUAUAACACAACAAUUUUUCAUGUUAUGCCUGAAAUAAUCUAAUGGAACAAAGGAAAGAAUUUAUUGACUUAAAACAAUAAAUCUUAUUUUAAGUUCACACUUGUGCUUGAAACUGGACCAAAAAUACUUUGGUGUCAAGAUUUUGUGUUUUGCAGUGUAACAUGCCAUAUUUAAGAAACUUGAGCUACCUUUUUUUAAUAAGUGGUUUUAUAAGCUAACCCUUCUCAUAUAUUUUAAGUUUCUGUACAGUAUCUGUUUUGUUCUUUUAUAUAUUAUUCUCUCAUUAGCAUAUUUGAAAAAUGCAGAAUAAUAGGACAGUUUUAGCUGGUCGUUUCCUGGAGGUUCAUCAGACUCUGAAAAGGCAAUAACCUUAUUUUCAGUUUUAAGUGUUUACAGAACACCAGUUACUUUAAUUCUGCCCAGCGCUUUGGGACAAUCACCUCUUUGAUAGAUAAUCAGAAACAUGAGCUCGUUCUUUCUCAUUUGGUCAAACCGCGUGAACUUAGUCACAAUCUCAGCUUUGAUUACAUUGGACUGCAGACACACCAGGUUUGUUGGAAACUAAAACUGUGGGUGUCUCUUUUUCAUGUGUCAUGGCUGAAUGUGUGACUUUGGUGACUAUGAUACAUGAACACACCAAUCUGUCUUUUGAACUUUAUUUUUAAAUGCUUGUUUUGUUCAAAGGACAUUUUGCCUCAUUACCUAAUAUCUGUAAGUAAAAACUUAGGAAUAUAUUUAUUGGCACCUCUGGCAAAGAUGUGUCAAAAAGCCCUAAAAUAAAUUAAUCUUUCUUCGGAGUUCAGUGGAGAAAAACAUUAUUAGUUAUUCUUUGGCUCACUUCAAGUGUUUGUGGUGAAAAGAUAAUUCUGUGCAUCUUUUUACCAAAACAUUUUUAUGUUUGUAAGGAUAAAUUAAGCUUUUCUCUGCUAUAUUUCUCAUACAAAUGGUUGACAUGAAAACUUGGUGACUUGUACUUCUAGGGCUUUAAAUUUGAGCGUCAGAGUUUUAUUUUAGUAAAGUAAAUUUGGAUUCUUAUGCAGCCUUGCAACUAAAAUAAAUUCCUCCCUGACUUAUGUUUUAUUCACAACAGAGUCGUUGAUUACCAGAUAAUAGAGAUGUAUAAAAAAAAUGCUCCAAUUAUGUUUAUUUGAGAAAGAAUUGUUGAUAUGGUUUUUGAAUGUACUCAUAAGUUAUAUCUACAAUUGGUUUAUUUUAAAGCUAUUUGUAACUAGGAGUGCCAACAACUUCAUCCUAACAGGCCUGUAUGGAGCCUAAUAUAAGUUGAUAUAGAUUUUACUGCCAAGUUUUUUGAUGUUCCUCGUAAAAUUUGAAAUCAAACUCCUUAAACUAAUAAAAAUAUAAAAACAUUAUCAGCUUAGCUGCGUGGAGAAAUGCAGAUUGUUUGGUUAGAACAUUUAGUUUGAACAAAUUUAUGGACAUUUCACAUGGAAACAUUCUUUGGCAGUUCUCUUUCUCCUUCCCGUUAUUUAAGAAUUCGUUUGCACUUUAGUGAAAGCAGGGAAAGUGAAUGAGCUGCUUGCAAUCACGAUGUCAGUGUAGUACCAGAUUUACGUGUUUUGGAAAAAAAUAAAGAGGUUUUUUGUUUACUGCUAUCGAUUAGUAAGAAGCUUUUGGAAAAUGUAGCAGUACCCUACAGGCAAAAUGGCAAAACUUUUAUUUACUAUAUAUGCAGAUGAAAAAAUGUAAAUUACUACAAUUUUUUUACUAAUAUGCAUAAAUACAAAAUGUUUUGAGUUUGUGAAAUCAUAUCUUAAUAAAUGAUGCAUUUUAUGCUCUAUCUCAUGGUUGCCUUAUGGGCUUUUAAUGCAGUAUACCUAACCAUAAAAACAUGAGUCUUGGUUUAAAAUGCUCAGCAAUUUAAAAAAAUAUUUAAUUAUGUUUAUUGUUGUAAGUUAUGUAAUAAAGAAAAGUUAAAACAUUAUUUCAGAAUAAAUAAAAGGUACUACUCAUUUCACUUAGCAAGCUGUUGAUGUUUCAGAUCUCCACAAAAUAAACAUUCAAUGAUUUUUGUCUUUUUUUGUCAAAAGAAUAAACCAUCUUUAACAAAUA
Messenger RNA from Poeciliopsis prolifica (blackstripe livebearer), 4566 nucleotides. It is a transcript of the gene pou6f1, whose product is annotated as POU class 6 homeobox 1. NCBI's taxonomy places the organism in Eukaryota, Metazoa, Chordata, Actinopteri, Cyprinodontiformes, Poeciliidae. Gene Ontology annotation, molecular function: DNA-binding transcription factor activity, RNA polymerase II-specific; RNA polymerase II cis-regulatory region sequence-specific DNA binding. Gene Ontology annotation, biological process: regulation of transcription by RNA polymerase II. The record is from RefSeq and is a predicted model, not a curated record.